AAAGGCAGCGCGCGCAGCGAGCUGUCGCGUCUGGUCGUGGUCUGGCGGAGCUGCGGUUGGCUUGUGGAGUCUCCGCCGCCGCCGCCGCCCUCCCUUCCUCUUCCCCAUCUUCUUCUCUCGGUCCCGGGAGCCCCCACCCGGAGUGAGUAGCGCGAGGCGGUGCGAAGGGUGGGCAGCCGCCAGGAGAGGGGAGGCCGCGACCCCUAACUGCUUCGGCACCCUGAGGUUCCCCGGCUCGUCACGUGAGCCGGCGCGUGCGCGCGGGCCGGCACAGGCCCCACGUGCGCGUCCCCAAGAGGUCCACUGGCCGGACCUGGGCAGGGACUACGGAGCAGUCCAUGGGUCGGGGUACAGGAGGAAAGUCAAGGCACUCAAAGCCCAGGCAGGGCACUCCCCCACCCCGGUCCCCAGACCGCAGCAAAUCUCUUUCUCUGAGCCUGUUUACUUCCGAGAAACAGGGAUAUGGAGAGCGCCCACUCGGAGGAUGGAUGGGAGGAAUUGGUAAAAUGCCCAGUUCAGAGCCUGACACAGUUAAGUGCCCGUUGCACAGAAGUUGCUGUCGUAUUUAACCUUGGGUCCCGCGCGAGCGCCAGCCCGACACAGGUGCAGCUCAAAAAAGACAGCCCGAGAGCCCUUGCGGCCAAGGUCAGCCUGUCUGCAGGGAGGCUGCCAUAUCGAAAAGCCCAGGCUUUGCUGCCCACCAACUGUGUGAUCUCUCCCUCUGGACUUUGGUUUCUCCUCUGUACUAUAAGUGAUUGCCACAGCUGGUGUCAGAGACCCUGACAGCGGGGAGGAACAGUGUAACCGGUGGUUGUGGUGUGUAGAAUUAUUGCCCAGUGAGAUGGGAUGAGUUGGGAGGAACCAGGGCUAGUAUAAGGAACCUGGAUUCCCUCCUUAAUUCUGUUCUCGGCUUCCUGUUUGUAUGUUUAAAGACACAUCACUUCCUUUAGUGUGCUGGUUUUUCUCUAUGUAAACUGAGGACUGUGCGGGGGUUGGAAGUACGCAUGGAGUGUUUUGGUGGAGGCCGGAAGCCCUAGGAUCACAAGGAUAGCAUCUGAAAGAUCUCGGUGGGGGUUCUGUGCUUAGGCAGAGGAAGCUCACUCCCCACUCUGGCUGAUUUGCAGAGCUGUUUGAGUCUGCUGGAUUGGCCACCCAGCAUACCAGUAACAGUCCCCUAGGUGUGUCCAACAGUACAGCUUCUAUGGCAUUCUAAGGCAGUUUUCCCAUUUGAUCCUCAUAGGGGGCAGAGUUGACAAGAAUCUCAUUUGACAGAGAUUUCUAAGCUCAAGAGAGAGUAUGUGCCUGGCACUGUGCCAAGCACUUUAAGCUUUUCGUAUGCACUUUUAAUCACAGCCUUUAAAGUCGGUAUUACUGUUCCAUUUUAUAGAUGAACUGAGGAAUGGUGAGGUUUAAUGUCUUAAUCUGUGCUUACACAGCAGGUGUGCAGAGCCAAGAUUCAGAUCUGGUUCAUCUGACUCCAUCAGAGCCUUUGUUAGUUUUUAAAUGUAUCCCCUGUUUUGUCUUCUUCCCUCCCUUUCUCACUUCCUUCUUUUUCUUAGAGCACUCUGCCGUUUGCAUGUGGCCUGCUGCUGUCCACAAAGAUCCAGGGAGGAUGGACUCUGUCCACUAGGCUGCUAGAGGGUGGAGGUAACUUUUAGGCAAGCUUUUCCGUAGAGACUUACGUGAGGAGGAUGAGAUGACUGCAAAAGUCUGCCGCUGACAGUUUCAGCACUAUUUUCUUCCAUGGGUUGUGGGAGAAGAGAUGCAGUAGCCUGGGUCUGAACACCUUGGCGGGGAGGAGGAGGCAGCAGCCAGGUGACCGUGAAGCAUGUAGGAUCACAUUUACUGGCUGAGCAGGCAUUUACCAGGCAUGAGGGGUUUCUCUUCCUCUCUGAGCUAGCCUAGGGUGCACACAAAGCCAGUGUGCUCCUGGCCGCCCCCGCCCCCGCCCCCCCGCAGGCCCUGCAGCCACAGAUGGCAUCUGUGCUCUGGAGCAGAGUGUAGCAGGACCUCCUGCUGUUGGCCGACCGACCUUGCUGUUCCCUCGGGCUCUUAGGGACCUCCUCCUGCCCCACUCCAAUCUGGACACUGGGAGGCAGAAUGUAGCCAGGACCCCAGGAAUCCCGUUUAUUAAUGAAUCAGCUGUUAGGGCAAAAGUCAAAGUCAGGCUUGCCAUUUCCCGGCCAGGAUGUGCCUCCCCUGGCUUGUUCCCAGAAUUUGCGUUAGAGACGGGGUUUCACCAUGGUCUCGAUCUCCUGACCUCGUGAUCCACCCGCCUCGGCCUCCCAAAGUGCUGGGAUUACAAGCGUGAGCCACCGCGCCCGGCAAGAGAGUCGCGGUUGCUGAUCGUGGUGCUUGAGCAGAGCCGUGGUUGGUGACAGCAUGACAAGCGAGGUGAUAGAAGACGAGAAGCAAUUCUAUUCCAAGGCCAAGACCUACUGGAAACAAAUCCCACCCACGGUGGACGGCAUGCUUGGGGGGUAUGGCCACAUCUCCAGCAUCGACAUCAACAGCUCCCGGAAGUUUCUGCAGAGGUUUUUGAGGGAAGGCCCGAACAAGACAGGAACAUCCUGUGCCCUGGACUGUGGAGCUGGCAUUGGAAGGAUCACCAAGCGGCUGCUCCUGCCGCUGUUCAGAGAGGUGGAUAUGGUCGACAUAACAGAGGACUUCCUGGUUCAAGCCAAGACCUACCUGGGGGAGGAGGGCAAGAGGGUGAGGAACUACUUCUGUUGUGGGCUCCAAGACUUCACCCCGGAGCCGGACUCUUACGACGUGAUCUGGAUCCAGUGGGUGAUAGGCCACCUCACCGAUCAGCACCUGGCUGAGUUCCUGCGGCGCUGCAAGGGCAGCCUCCGCCCCAACGGUAUCAUCGUCAUCAAAGACAACAUGGCCCAGGAGGGCGUGAUUCUGGACGACGUAGACAGCAGCGUGUGCCGGGACCUUGACGUGGUCCGCAGGAUCAUCUGCAGCGCAGGCCUCAGCCUCCUGGCCGAGGAGAGGCAGGAGAACCUCCCCGAUGAGAUCUACCAUGUCUAUAGCUUUGCCCUGAGAUGAGCCGGGGCUGGCAGGAGAAACUGAGGAACCACAGUCCUGGUGGGGGGAGCCGGCAGCUGGGCAAGAUCCAGGUGCCACACUGGCAGUUCGUGAGUGUCGAGGCACCACUAAAUAUAGCUGUCUGCCGUCCACUCAU
Messenger RNA from Symphalangus syndactylus (siamang), 3190 nucleotides. It is a transcript of the gene NTMT1, whose product is annotated as N-terminal Xaa-Pro-Lys N-methyltransferase 1. Gene Ontology annotation, molecular function: N-terminal protein N-methyltransferase activity. The record is from RefSeq and is a predicted model, not a curated record. Gene Ontology annotation, cellular component: cytoplasm. NCBI's taxonomy places the organism in Eukaryota, Metazoa, Chordata, Mammalia, Primates, Hylobatidae.